AUGGGUAUCAAAGGACUUCACGGUCUCCUGAAAUCUAUUCAAAAGCCAUGUCAUCUCAAGAAGUUCGCUGGCCAGACUCUCGCGGUGGACGCCUAUGGCUGGCUGCACCGUGGUACAGUUGCUUGUUCCGUGGAUCUGGUCUUGGAUAGGCCAACAAGGAAACAUAUUGAUUUUGUUCUUCAUCGAGUCCGUAUGCUCUUGUACUUCGGAGUAGUACCCUACCUCGUCUUCGAUGGCGAUGACCUUCCCAGCAAAGCGGCGACCGAAGCCGAUCGACAUCGUCGCCGACAAGAAAGUAAAGCCCUGGGAUUAGAACUACAACGGAAAGGCAGAAUCCCGGAGGCCUACCAGGAGUUCCAGAAAGCUGUCGACGUCACGCCCUACAUGGCUCGCCAACUGAUUGAGGAAUUGAAGAAAAUGAAUGUACAGUACGUGGUGGCACCAUAUGAGGCGGAUCCUCAGAUGGUGUACCUCGAACAACAGGGAAUUGUACAUGGUAUCAUUUCCGAGGACUCGGAUUUGCUAGUAUUUGGUGCGAAGCGCUUGCUAUCGAAAUUGGAUCAGCAUGGCGAGUGCAUUGAAAUCAAUCGAGCAGACUUUACUGCUUGUCGAGAAGUGAGCCUGGUGGGAUGGAGUGAUGCCGACUUUCGUCGAAUGUGCAUUCUGAGCGGGUGUGAUUAUUUGGCCAAUAUUCCGAAAAUGGGAUUGAAGACGGCAUACCGCAGCAUUCGCAAGCAUCGGACUGUGGAGAAAGCGUUGCGGAUGCUUCAAUUUGAUGGCCAGUUCAAGGUCCCAGCUGAUUACCUGAAAGAUUUCAAGCAGGCCGAGGAUACCUUCCUUUACCAGCGUGUUUUUUGUCCCAAGGCCAAAAAGCUGAUCCCUUUAACACCUCCCGAGGAGGGAGUAAAUCUCGAGGAAAUGCCCUUUGUUGGGGCUGAUGUGGACCCAGAAACUGCGGCUGGGGUCGCUUCCGGGGAUCUAGACCCGACGACCAAGGAGCCCAUUGAGAUGAAACCGCUGGUUGCAGGUAAAGUUCCCCUGGGUUUAAGUCGCCGUCAAACUUUGGGGUCGUCUUCAGAGCUGAAGCCCAGCAAGCCCAUCAACUCGUUCUUCACUCCGAAGCGCAAGCCUCUGGCCGAGUUGGAUCCGAACAGCUUGACUCCCUCACCAAGUCAGCAGAGACUGCUGGAGCGGAAUGCGAACAACUCCUGGCAACCCAACUCGGUGCCCUUACGCUCUAACACUGUUAGGGCAACUCCGGUUCGAGCGUUCUCUGACCAAGGUCUCAGCCCCAUGAUUCGCAGUGUUGGGCGAAAUACAGUCUUAGCUCAGAAUUCCCGGGCACCAAACCUGCAACCGACGAAGAGACAGAGACUUUGCUCUGAAGCCGAGGAUGAUUCGCUACCUGCUUGCCCAAGCAUUCAAAGUCGGUUCUUUGCUACUACUGAACAAGUAAGCCCUAGUGGACAGAAAGUGUCUCGGAGUAAAAAGGCACGCCAAUCGAUGAUGGACGUCUUUUCGGAUGAGGUCGCGGAAGAUAUUUUCUCACGAAUCUCUGACCCUGUUUUGAAAGGGAAAACUACGCUAGAUCAGGGAGACAGCAAUCAUGAGAAUACCCCUUCGAGGGUGAAGAGCGAGGUGGAAGUUGAUGCUGUGGCCAUUCCUGAUCCAAAGACGGACGACGAGCAGGCCCCAACAGAUAAUUCAGCGCCAGAGUCCGAAUUAUUGUCUGCGGAUAACGAGUUCAACCAAGCUCUCGGAUAUCAUGUGCAGCGACAGAACUCGACCAUUUCGGGAUUCACGUUCAGGUCUGGAUCUAAGCCAGCUUCUCCUGUUCAGCGCUCUCCUAUGAGUAGGAUUCCAGUGAUUCAGACCAGUCAAAGGGAAGCGUUUCUCUCGUCUCCUCGGACACCCGUGAUCAACUCUCGAAACAAAUCUCCUCAGCGGCAGCGCCUCACUCCGCUGCAGCGGAUGGGCCAAGCAGCUCUUCACCGCUCGCGUAGCAUCAACUUCCCCACCUCUCUCCGACAUGCGGACUCUUCAGAGUCUCAGUCUGACGAAGCACCAGUCACUACCCAGACUAACACGCCCCAAGGUAGUGAAGAUUUCCUUGUCCCGGAUAGCGAUGAUUCGGAAGAAGAAAUUUCUACUAGCUUUGGACAGACCCCAACGUUGGAUUUAAAGCGGUUUUCGUUUGCCGCUAAAUAA
This is a messenger RNA of Penicillium longicatenatum, 2208 nucleotides long. Its product is annotated as putative exonuclease. NCBI's taxonomy places the organism in Eukaryota, Fungi, Ascomycota, Eurotiomycetes, Eurotiales, Aspergillaceae. The record is from RefSeq and is a predicted model, not a curated record. The coding region runs from base 1 to 2208 and encodes 735 amino acids. Gene Ontology annotation, molecular function: metal ion binding; protein binding; DNA binding. Gene Ontology annotation, biological process: DNA double-strand break processing; DNA recombination; mismatch repair. Gene Ontology annotation, cellular component: nucleus. The transcript is spliced from 3 exons.